Stylonychia lemnae is the source of this 1569-nucleotide messenger RNA. The record is from the annotation of a GenBank genome assembly. NCBI's taxonomy places the organism in Eukaryota, Ciliophora, Spirotrichea, Sporadotrichida, Oxytrichidae.
AUGAAAGAGGUGGACUUUGUAUUUCUCUGUGAGAGAGCAACUUAUGAGCAUUUCAAUCCUAAUAAGAACAUCUUUUAAUAUGGGGAUUAUGGGGAAAAGUUCUAUAUUGUGCUGCAAGGAUCAGUUUAAGUACUGAUACCUCGAAGAAAAGACAGAGCCAGUGAGGAUGAAAUAAAGGAUAAAAGUAAAACCAUUCUUUAAUCUAAUUUCAUGUCUGUAGGUGAGAGCCCUGAUAAAAAAUCUAUUGCUGAUAAAUUUAGAAGUGCAACACAUAAACUAAUUAUGAAUUAGAGGACAACCAGUCAGGGCUUGAUGGAAGUAGCUAUUCUUAAAGCAGGAUCAGCAUUCGGUGAACUAGCACUAAUUUCUAAUAAAGCUCGCUCAGCAACAAUUAAGACUCUUACUGAAACACAUUUAUUAGUCUUAAACAGAAAAGAUUUUGAAAGAGUGCUUAGAAGAUAAGAGGAAGCAAGUAUUUCAAAGUUGGUCGAUUUCUUCAAGAGUAUUCCAUUUUUCAAGAAUUGGACUAAAAACGCUUUAUCAAAGUUAACUUAUUUCUUUCACAGAGAAACUUUUUCAAGGAAUCAAAUUCUUAAAAGCAAACCAUAAUAUCAAAAUCUGAUUGGUGAUAAAAGCAUUAAUUCAUACUUAGGACCAUAAGCUCAGAAUAGAAAAGAUAAUCAUUAAAGAAAUCAAUCAUUUUAACUUCCUAAUCAAGGUGUUUAGUAUGAGCAAUAGAUAUUGAUAGUUGGUCAAGGAAAUUUCUUAGGAGAAGAAGAUGCUGUCAAGAUGGUAGACUAUACAACUACAGUUAAAUGUUAUUCAGAGAAUGGAGUCUUAUUAGUAAUGAAGGUAUAGGACUUUUACCAGAAAAUCAAGGGAAGUACGGAUACAUGGCAACUUAUAAAGAAUGUUGCGAAAUCCAAAGAAAAUACAACGAAUAACUCAUUGAUUAGACAGUAUUACUUAGAUAAAGAUAACAAAGAGCAAGCGAAGGAGAUAGUCAGAUAAAAGAUAAAUGAAGUUGAAAUAGAUGAUAUGGAGUUCUUUAAGACUAUGUUCUGGGGUGAGCCCAUCCCAUCAAGAAAGAUAGAUAAAAUAAUUUAACUCAAUUCCUAAAUGAGAGAAUCAAGCAAGAUUGUCAGAGUUUACAAAGAGGAUAAGUAGAAACUAACCUAUUACAAUAGUUUUCUUUAAAGAAGUAAGGUUAAACUUGUUGGGCUUGGAAAUACUAGUUUAAUUUCUAAAGAUAAAGAGAAUGAUGUAAAUAAAUAGAAUAAGGCAGUGUUUGUAAAUUAAAAAGAGUAUCAGACUUAAUAAGCAAAGCAGUUUGAUUAGUAUGAAAUUGAGCCAACUUUUAAAAACUAUUACGUAUCGAGAAACAUCAAUAAUAAUUCUAGAUAAAAUGUUGAAAUAAAAUAAGAAAAUAUAGUAAAUAAAGAUAUUGCUAAGCCAAGGCAAUCAAAUGCAAAAAAUCAAUAGACGAGUCAUCCAUAAUAAGCCAGCGACUCCAAUAAACCAUCUAAGUAUCAUAAACGAUUAGUCACAAACGAAGGAAAUCAACUUUGA